Messenger RNA from Vigna radiata var. radiata (mung bean), 931 nucleotides. Its product is annotated as protein SHOOT GRAVITROPISM 5. Bases 84 to 527 code for a protein of 147 amino acids. NCBI's taxonomy places the organism in Eukaryota, Viridiplantae, Streptophyta, Magnoliopsida, Fabales, Fabaceae. Gene Ontology annotation, biological process: gravitropism. The record is from RefSeq and is a predicted model, not a curated record. Gene Ontology annotation, cellular component: nucleus. The transcript has a single exon.
UUCAGUCUUAACUCGUUCUUUCAUCACUACACGAUCAAAAACAGUUUCCUUCUUCCUUGUAACCGUAACUCGUUCCAUCUCCAAUGGAAGACGAAGUUAACAGAGAACUCGACCUUCUCCCACCGUCGCGCUCCGAUUCCUCUCUCCUCCGACUGCGCUCGGCGGUGUCCUCCUCCACCACAGACUGCGGCGGCGCCCCGUCGCUGGACCUGCAGCUGUCGAUCAGCGUGCGUCCGCCGGCGGCGAUGCUGAUGUGCGACGGCGUGGAGGCGCUGAAGUGGCAGGCCGCGGAGCAAAUCCGGCUGGCGGCGUUGGAGAAAGCUUACGCGGAGCGUAUGCGGGAACUGACGCGGCGCGAGAUGGAGAUGGCGCAGUCGGAGUUCGCACGUGCGCGGCAAAUGUGGGAGCGUGCGAGGGAGGAGGUAGAGCGAGCUGAGAGGAUCAAGGAACGCGCGACCAGACAGGUGGAUUCGACGUGCAUGGAGAUCACUUGCCAUUCCUGUAGGCAAAGGUUCAGGCCCGCUUGAUCCCAGAAAUACCACUCCCUUCCAUGAUCGCUUUCUUUUGGCUCUGUUUCCAUUUUCUGUUUCUCUAACAAACCAACCACAAUAACACUUCCCUUAAUGAAUUAACCGUUUUUCCCUUGCUCACAAUAACACUUAACUACAUGCGUGUGUUUCCUCUGUAAAUCGUUAAUUUGAUUCCAUGUUUUUAUUUCCAAGAUACAUAUACAUGUGUUUGGCGGUGAGCAGACAGCACAAUUAAUACUUACGUACGCGAGUGAGGUCCCGUGAGAGGACGGAGAUUGAAGACUGAGCACCCAAUCCUGUUUCCUUAAAUUAUUUUCUGCAAAUCUGUUUCUUUUACCCUUUUCAGUUAAAAGGAAAUGAACCAGCGUGGUGGUAACCAGUGCCGAACCUUUAGUUUUCAA